GGUCAUGUGACAUGUGUAUCGACCCAAUUUAUUGACGGCGGUUAUGUGUGUGGUUUUAUGUACCACAGUGACCACAAAAGUUUAAAUGGAGGCAAUUAGCCUGUAAAAUGUAAACAUUUGGAUACGGACGUGAUAGGAUGGAGGAAAGCAAGUUAAAAUUAGCUGAAUUAAACGCGCAUCUGAUAUGUGUAUUAUGUGGUGGAUAUCUGAUAGAUGCAACAUCAAUUGUAGAAUGUUUACAUUCCUUUUGUCGCACUUGCAUCAUACACUAUCUACAUACAAGUAAUUACUGCCCUGUUUGUGAAGUGCUGGUGCACAAAAAACGACCACUGGAACACAUUAGACCAGACAACACGCUACAAGAUAUUGUAUAUAAAACGGUCCCUGGUUUAUUUAAAGAAGAGAUGAAACGUCGGAGAGAAUUCUAUGACAAUAUAAAAAUUAGUGACGGAAGUGAUACCUCAGAAAACAUUCCAAAAGAAGGUACGAGAAUCGUUUUUAGCUCUGACGAGAUGUUCAGUUUGUGUUUACAGUUUUCUAGUCGGGUAACAGACAAAGAAACUUUUACGGAAAAGUUUGAAGACUGUAGGUAUUUAUUAUGUCCAGCUGGUGUCUCUAUACAACACCUAAAGAAAUUUAUUAAGUUGAAAUUUUCACUGCCAGAGCGUUAUGAGGUUGAUUGUUUCUGUGGUGAGGAGUUGUUAAAUGAUUAUUACACAUUAGUAGAUGUAGCAUAUAUCACUGGAUGGAGGAGGGAUAGUGUACUUCAGAUUACUUAUGCAUUUUACGGAAAUCCGGCCAAACGACCAUGUACAAGUGUAUCUGACACUGCACAACUCCUGGUGGUUUCCGAUGAUACUUGUAGUAAUGGUUGUGUGUCAUCAGUGACAAACAUUGGCUCUGAUGAUGAAUGUUUCGAAGACUCAGGUUGUGAAGUUAAUGAUUCUCAAAUAUCACAUGACGAAUCAGCUUUAUCAGAUAUUGUAGAUCAGCAAGAAACUUGUUGUGGUAUUGAUUUGUCCAUGAAAACAAUGAAGAAAAACAGUGAAAGAGAAAAGAUUACUAGCAGUAAUAGCAAUGCAACAGCUGAUGAGUUUCCGACUUCAAAACAAAGUGAAAGUUCUUCAAAGUCGUACAUGACAUCAUAUGUAACUUUUCUCGGUCAACGGGUGUCAUCUUCAAACACACCAAUGAAGCUUCCGCUCCGAUCACCUACUGCAGCUUCCACACCCAUCGAUGAUAUUUCAACCAGUAACCUAGAUGACAGCGGUCAUGUUAGUGAUGACUCCAAACAAAAUCCACUUUCUCCUUCUGUACAAAAUAACAAUUAUAUGAUACUGCCAAAUAAAACUACUGUUCAAGAUAAACCAUUAACAUUAAAAAUAAGGAAACCAAGUUGUGACCUUGACUCGUCUAAAAGUGAUAAUGCAGACCUCGAAAUGUCUGGGGACAAACAUGCUAAAUGUAUAGGAGUUUGUAACGGCCAUGCAGUGAAUGCAGUGAAAUCCAAGAGUGAUAAAUUAUUAUUACGAUUGAGCAGAGAUGGCGAUUCAAACAAUUAUACUGCGUCUAUGUCUUGAAUAAUUUCUAUGUGAUUGGUGCUAAAACUUUUUUUUCCUUUUUUCUCUCCUGGAUUUGAAAUAUUUCAUAUGAUGGAUAAAACGAAAUGAUCUAUUUACUACAUAUAGGUGCUAAUAGCUAAUAUUUGAACAGAAGUUUAUCCCGAUCCAUGUCACUGAUGCAGGUCAACACACACCUUUCAAAGGAGAAGUUACAUUUUUGGAUUUGUUUGGCCAAAAAUUAAAACAAAAUACAAGAGACAAUAAUCCAUCACAUUUUUAUAAACUUCACUUGAAACAAUGAAAAGAUAACAAUGAAAAGAUAAAUUCUGAGUUGAUAACACAAUUUGACUUUGGCGUCAACAUGCAUAUUCGUCUGAAGAAAUUGACAAAUUUCAGCAUCAUUUUGGCUAAAAUAACAAAGAGCCUUAAAAGGAUUUUUUGCUUGUGAAUAGAUACACAUAGCAUACACUUCCUAUGUGAAAAUAUUUUUGGUCGAUUGUUGUAAUCUCAAUAAUUUCUAACAAUGUAUGAGUCAAAUAGUCAACGGAGUAUAACAUUUUGUCUGUAGUGAAUUACAGUACUACAUCUCAUGACUGUAUAAAGUAAUCAAAGAUACCAGGCUGGUAAUUUAUAGUGCUAGACGCGCGUUUCGUCUGAAAUACCAGUGACGCUCAUAUUAAAACAGUUUGAAUACCAAACCGAUUACGAAGUUGAAUAGCAUUUGAAACUAAACAAUCCAAAAUGUUGUGCCGAAUCUAUGCACGUGAUAGAAAAACCUCAUUAUUUCGAUUUACGGAAUAAACUGGGCUUAUGAUAACCUCGGGGACAUAAAAACCGUGAAACGAAUAUAUUUUAACCAACAACUGCAUUUUUUUAAUUAAAAUACACAGAUAAACAUUUAAUUCUGCGAGUUAGCAAAAUUUUGAACUACAUUUGAUUUCCGGAGCCAAUUUGACACCAAAAUCUUAGCUUCUCUGCGCAUUUCUACAAGAUGUAGUUACUCAUUUAUGCAUACACAAUUUAACCAUAUAUACCGAGACUUUUAAACUGAUGACGAAUGUGAUCUUUACAUAACAUUCGGAUAUGGAGCUCGGUUUGUUUAAAGACAACUAUAAUAAGAAAUCUGUAAAUGUAGAUAGGAAAAAUAUCAGAUGAAUCUUAAUAUGCUUAGAGUAAAAAAGAUUAUUACUGUGUCUGUUUAAACUGGAGUCAUGCAAUACAUCCUUUUCUGUGUAUAUUUGUAUUCAUUGUUCAUCUUUUCUAUCCUUUUUUAUUUGCUGUACAUAGGCGUUUACGACAUAUGUGUUUACGAUGAUACAAUGUGGAAUUGAGCAUCAAAAAUUAUGUGAAAUGUCUACAAAUUGUAUUGAGUUUGUAGGAAGUUAUUGAUGAGAUUUUAAAAACUUUUUGGACGAAGUAUCACUUAAAUCUAUUCAAGUGAAAUACAGCAACCAUCAUAUAGCAUUAAAGAAAAAAUUCUGUAAAAUUGAAGAAGACAGAAUACUAUUCUGUCAUACCAUAAUUCUAAUAUGGUAAAAUAUGAUUCCCAGUUACUCAUAAUGACUUUUAAUCUCAUCUGGCUCGGGUUUUUUUUUCUUUUUUUUGUGCUUUCUCUUUUUUUUUCAAACUAUUCGACACAAUAUUAUGUCAUUCAUUUUGUCUUCGCACAACAAAAAGCAGACUGAGAUGAAAUUGUUCAGAUGUUUAUUUGUUGUUAUUUGUUAUUGAUAUGUUUUUUUGUGGUAGAAUAAUUUAAAUAAAUUGUUAAAUAUUA
Messenger RNA from Mytilus californianus (California mussel), 3336 nucleotides. RefSeq names its product polycomb complex protein BMI-1-A-like. The record is from RefSeq and is a predicted model, not a curated record. The transcript is spliced from 10 exons. Gene Ontology annotation, biological process: negative regulation of transcription by RNA polymerase II. The coding region runs from base 138 to 1580 and encodes 480 amino acids. Gene Ontology annotation, molecular function: promoter-specific chromatin binding. Gene Ontology annotation, cellular component: PRC1 complex. NCBI's taxonomy places the organism in Eukaryota, Metazoa, Mollusca, Bivalvia, Mytilida, Mytilidae.